GCUUGGUAUUAUCCCUACUUUCGAUUUAGAAUAUAAAUACGCGUAGGCAAUUAUGUUUCAAUAAGCACGAACUCGUCUAUAAAACAGAUUUAUAUUGCCCAUUUUUGGAUUAGAAAGCCGGAAUAGAGGAAUAUGUGAAUUGCAGAGACUGUGAAGAACCACUUUGUGAAACGAUUGAUGUUAUGCUUUAGAAUAAUAUAUAUAUAUAUAUAUAUAGAACACAAUAUAUAGCUGUACAAGAGUGUGGAUAAUGAUGUGCAAACAUUGUAUGUACUUAUUAUAUAAGGGGAACUAGGAUCUAUACAUGGUUCAAAAGGUAGUUAUCUUUGUUCUGUUACACAGUAAGUGUCACAGUCGACUGCUAUACUGAUGUGUGUGCAUAAGCCAGGUAUUUUUCUCUACUUUCGAUUUAGCAUAUAAACAAACAGAGUUGAGUUUUUAGAAUUUAUACGAAAAAUGUCUGUCAAACAAUACUUAUGCGGCCCCUGUUUGGCAGAGAAAGCCGAAAUAGAUGGCGUUGUGUAUUGUACAGAAUGUAAGGAACCACUUUGUGCGCAGUGUAAACAGGAUCAUGCAAAGAUAAAAGUUUCAAAGCACCACAAGUUGUGUGACCUUGCGGAUGUACCUCCCCAGGAGAUACAAGAACUUCUGAAGAACCUGAUAGCCUGUCCGAAUCACGAAAAGGAAGAAGUGGUUUAUCUGUGUAAAGACCACGAUAUGACGUGCUGUAAUAAGUGCGCGAUGGCUGAUCACAGAAAAUGCGAGGAAGUAAAGGUACUUUCUGAUAUUUUGAAUGAUAUAAAAGUGGAUUGUACCGGGCUGAAGAUAGUGUUGCAAGACUUUCAACAGCAAGGUGAGCGUCUUUUAGAACAUGAACGAAAUCACGAAGAAUUGGUUUUUCAAAUAGAAAAUCAAGCGUUGGCUUCACUCCAAAUUAUUAAACAGAAACUCUUAGACAUAUACGCCCAACUGGAGAAUGUAGUGCUAUCAUCUAUUGCUGAUAAGAAGAAAGUUAUAGGAGAAAAAAUUAAAACAAACAACGAUAAAGCACGUCAGUUUUUGAAUGACAUUAAACAGCAGUCAACAUAUUUUGAACAGGUUCAGAACUUUGGAACGAAUGAACACGUUGUUCUCCUGCAGCGCCAGCUUGAAAAGAAUUCGGUUAGUCGUCUGAAAUCAAUCAUAGGUGAUUUGGAGAAAGGUAGAAGCAAUUCUAGCUUUAAAUGUGUUGAGGAUACCUCUGUUGAUAGUUUGCUGUUAGAGGUUAAGAAUUCCUUGCGAAUAGAAGACUGCACUUGUGAUGUAAGUGAGACAGGCUCCGAUACCGAUAACAGUCCUUAUAAGCCAUAUACAGAGCGAAUUCCACAGCUUCAAUAUACUAAAGAUUUAAGUAUUAUACCCAUAUUUGACAAGAAAAAACGUCCCAUUGCGUGUUCAUGUAUAUGGAUAGAUAAGUACAUUUUGAUAGCUUUACACACAGUAAAUGCGUUACUAGUGAUUGAUGAAGCCAGUGAUUUUGUAUUAUCAAAAUUCAUUUGUGAAGUUACUCCUUGGUCAGUUUCAAAGACAGGUCCAAUGGACAUGGUUAUUACUUUGCCACAUGCUUGCACAAUUGCAUUUGCACAACUACGUUAUGGAAAUGUGCACGUUAUUACAGAACUGAAAACAAGAAUCCCGUAUUACGAUGUUACUAGAAAUGUCCCACUCAACCAGUACAUCUGUAUGUCAAAUAGCAACGGGCAGAUCGACAUUCUUAAUAAUGACGGAACGUUGCUUCGUGAAAUCAAUAUAAGCUCAGACAUAAAAGAGUGUGCAAUAUCAAUAUAUAGUUGUUGUAAUUUUAAUGCACAUAAUCGUGUGUUAAUAAUUUCAAAUAAUAGGGACACAUUAAUGGCACUGACCUUAAAUGGAGAAGAAGUAUUUGAAUAUAAGCACGAAGAACUAAUUGGCCCAAAUCAAAUCGCCGUGGAUCCUUGUGGUAAUGUGUAUGUGACAUCCUAUCCUCUCGCCAUACAUCAAAUCAGUCCUAGUGGACAAUGUAUAAGAUCUCUCCCUUUCAGUAAUGAAAUUAAAUCUCCGGUUGGUAUAUGUUUCAAUAACACGUUUGAUAAAAUUGCUGUGAGUGGUGGAAAUGAAUCCGGCGUCAAUCCAUAUCUGCAAGUUUAUGCAUUUACUUGAUCAUGGCUUAUACCUAUAAUUAACAUUCAAAUAAUUUAAAUGUAAAGGUUUAUCAAAACCCACAAUAUUUCGAACGCAUAAACGAAUGUAUCGUAUAACGUAUACGUGUUUUGGAAUGUGCAUUUCAAUGUAUUUGAAUAAAUGAAUAUAUUUGAUUUAUGUGAAUAGUAUAAAAUUUCCAGAUAAUGCACUAGUAUAAAAUUCACUUGUGUAGUCGUAGUGAAUUGUUAAUGAAUUGCAGCUAAAAUAAAUAAUGUAAUUUUUGUAUUGUUCAAUCCUUUGCAUGUACAAUUUGUUUGCGAGAUGUUUUGUUAAAGUAAUGAAAUAUGUACAGAGGGACAUCAACAUACUAGCAUUUGUAUCGAGUUUUGUGCUUAUACACUCGGAGACUUUUUUAACGCAUCACUUAAUCAUAUCAAUAUAGCUCCCUUUUUUUUUAAGGGAUUGUGUUGAAAUUUGGACACAAUAAUUCAACACAUAUCUGAUAAUUCCUGAAAAUUUAAUUGAAAUUGAAAAACAACAAAAUAUAAAACUUAACAAAUUAAAAACGUCCCUUCAAAAGUCAAAUUUGCAAACUCGUACAACGUUAAAUAAUAACAAUGUCAAAAGUAAAACGCAUACACUUACACGUCUUAAUAACUGACCGGCUUGCAACAUGCCGAUUGAGCCGUUGCGCUCCUGAAUAUUCAUACGAACCAUAUUGUUUUUCUUUAAUUAAUGUUAUGUUUUCUUCUGUAAACACUCACCUAGAAUGAUGGAAUUGAAAUUAAAUUGGAAUACCAGGUAUAUGUUUUAAUUCACUUUGUGACUUUUCUAACGCAACACUUUGAAAACGUACAUAUCUCAGUAAUGAGUUAAUAUUUUUAUUUAAAAUUGCACAUGUGAUCAUUUGACUACAUUAUAUGCAAGCUAUCGAUAAAAUCAUUCAUCCGUGACAAUCGGACGCUUUAGCAAGUAGGGAAGGUAGGCGGCAAAAUGCAAAGUGCACUAUUGCGCUCCUGAAUAUUCAUACGAGCUAUAUUGUUUUGUAAAUUAAUUUUAUGUUUUCCUUGUGUAAAAACCCAACUUAAAUAAUUGAAUUGAAAUAAAACAAGAGUUAUAUCGCGUUUCACCAUUAUAACAUAGUACACCGUAUUGAAAUACGUUUGCUUGUUUAAAGUGUACAUUUUCUACAUGUUGGAAAAGACCAAUAUUCAGAAAUUAAUGGGGUAUUGAUAAAGACUGAUUUCCUUAAUAGUUUAUAAGUAGUUCUUUAUCAACACAAUUAAUGAAAGUUGAUAGUGACAAAUGUUUUGUAUAAAUACUUCAAGAUUUUGUAUUAGAGAGAGUCGAGUUUGGUUCGCCGUCGCGACUGGACGGACGUGCUCGGCUCAUAGAUAUUUUACAAUGCGAACUAUACGAUCACUAUAAUAAAGAAUGUUUUAACUAUGAAUUGGGUUGUCAUUCUAUCGACUAUGUGAUACCAUUUCCACGUGCAAAAAUAUGAAACCACAUCAACCCCAUGUGCUAAAGUGCCCAAUCGUUACGGAUGAAUGAUUUUAUCGUGAGCUUGCAGAAAAUGUAGUCAAAUGAUAUUAUCUCAAAUUUUAAAUCAAUAUCUUCACUCAUAACUGAGAUAUUCAAGUUUGAAAAGAGAUGCGUUAGAAAAGUCCCCAAGUGUAUAUGUUUAAUAUGUUACUACAAGUAUUACAUAUGCAUAUAGUCAUAUUUAUGAUAGUUAAUACCAAACACUAGAAACUAGGUAAUAUGAACGUUUGAAUUAAUGUUUAUUAAUUUUCUCCAAGCCAAAACUUUAACCCGUUUUAUUGCUGACAGAUAUGUGUACUUCUUGUAGUUAGUUAUUCAAUAUCUCAGCUUGAUAAAUGACAUUGAGAUAGAUAGCUAACAUGUUCACGCACAAUUAUCAAAUUACAAGUAUGAAGCGGUGUAUGCUUCAACAUUUGUUUCAUGAUUAAACAUGUCAUGUGCUGUUAUUAAUAUCUAUAGUGUUGAUUUGCAUAUGAUAUAUCUUUCAGUGUUGUUGAUUCGUUAUUAAAUAUUUCUUAUUUAAA
Molecule: messenger RNA, 4229 nt
Organism: Dreissena polymorpha
Lineage: Eukaryota; Metazoa; Mollusca; Bivalvia; Myida; Dreissenidae
Exons: 2
Coding region: 457-2178 (573 amino acids)
Molecular function (GO): zinc ion binding
Source: RefSeq, a predicted model, not a curated record